Messenger RNA from Octopus bimaculoides (California two-spot octopus), 2365 nucleotides. RefSeq lists its product as uncharacterized. NCBI's taxonomy places the organism in Eukaryota, Metazoa, Mollusca, Cephalopoda, Octopoda, Octopodidae. The record is from RefSeq and is a predicted model, not a curated record.
AAUAUAUAUAUAUAUAUAUAUUAUAUAAUAAAACAGUGUGUGUGUGUGCGCAUCUUCACACAGUGUAACACAAUCCUCACAGGAAAUAGUUUUGUUUGUUUUUCUGUGGUAAAGGUACCAUUAUCAUCAUCAUUACAAGCCCUGAAAACAUCACUGUCACCACCACCACCUUCAUUCCCAUCACUGCAAACACCACAACUGUGAUCACUCAUUUUCUCACCACCAUCACUACCACCACCAUCAUCAUCAUCAUCACUAUUUCUGUUCAUAAUAUCAAUAAUGAUUAUUGUAAAUUCAAUUCUUUCGGCAGGUCUCUUAAAUGACUCUAUUGUGCAAAGUUUGUCCCUUGUAAACAUAACAAACCUGUUUUUUGAUUACAAAAUAUCAUUGUUUUUCUUGCUCUUUUUGUUUCCCUGAAUGAUCUACUAAUUAUACUCCCACCAUCACCACAAGGGCUUUGAGCUAUCUGCACCUGCGUUCAGGUGCAUUCAACCAGAAAAUAGAUUCACUGUUAAAUCUCUCUAUUUUAGCUGUCUUAAUUGGAAACUGGCAUAAAGUAAUGAAACUUCUAGAGAGACUCAUACAAAUGGCUGACCAUUUGUUGCAGCUGUUGUUGUUGCUGCAUGUUUCUUGCACCAUUUGCCAACAGGCUGCAAUUUCCCAAUCCGACAUGGUUCGAAAUGUAACUUACAGAAAGGUUCUCAACCGGAAUUUCAGACUCUCCUUUGGCAUCAACAGAAGCCAUCAUCGUCAAGAGAGGAGGAUGCGCAGCGUUAUUGAGUGCAGUAUAUUUUGCAUGGCUUCACCAAGUUGCACCUUUUUCACCUUUUGGAGGAAGAAGAAAUGUGAGAGAUUCAACGAUUGGCAAACGAUUACCCUCUCGUCUUCAAAGAAAGAUGUUUCCUACAUACGGCUUCACGACUCUUCGUGGUAUAAAGCCUUCUCAUUCAACACCAAUUCCAUGUCUAACCCUGCUGAUGUAUUCUUUGGCAAAUAUAAUCAAAGUCGCCCUAAUUCUGAAUUCUACCGAAGUUCUCUCCUUGAUGUCUGGGACUCUCUUAAUAUUAACGAGGUGAAAAUAGUUCUAAGAAAAGCUGAUAAAGAUGUCCUCACCUUGAAGUUUGCAGCCAUCAACACCAACAUUGGCAACUGGUUUUCUGGUUCCAACCUAAAAUCUACUCCUUGGUCUGAUCUACCACCAGACAAUACAACAUACAAGAUGGAUAUUGUCUAUAACAUAACAAGUGAUGUUAAUUUACAUAACACUAACCAAGUUGACCAUGGUAACAGCACUAACAACAUUGACUACAGUAACCAAGGUAACACCACUAGCCAGGGUGACAACAAUUAUCAAGGCAACUACAGUACCCUGUGUAACAAUACCGAAGUUGACAAUAAUAGAAAUGAACGUAGUUUCCGUUCUUUCAAACAGAGGAAGAGGUGCAAUUUGCCAAAACGGUGUGAAGGACGUAAAUGCUGGAAUACAUAUGAUGAGAGUAAAGUCGGGGAGAACGAGGGUAAAGAUGAAGCUAAGAAGGUGGACGACGAUGAUGAUGAUAAGGACAAAGAGAAAUGCAAGGGUAACGGGAAGGGUAAGGGCGAUUGUAAGGAUGAAGAGAAGGACAAAGAGAAAUGCAAGGGCGAUUGUAAGGAUGAAGAGAAGGACAAAGAGAAAUGCAAGGGUAACGGGAAGGGUAAGGGCGAUUGUAAGGAUGAAGAGAAAUGCAAGGGGAAGGGUAAGGGCGAUUGUAAGGAUGAAGAGAAGGACAAAGAGAAAUGCAAGGGUAACGGGAAGGGUAAGGAGAAAUGCAAGGGUAACGGGAAGGGUAAGGGCGAUUGUAAGGAUGAAGAGAAGGACAAAGAGAAAUGCAAGGGGAAGGGUAAGGGCGAUUGUAAGGAUGAAGAGAAGGACAAAGAGAAAUGCAAGGGUAAGGGCGAUUGUAAGGAUGAAGAUAAGGGCAGUGAUGCUGGUAAAGAUAAGUGCAAAAACCAUGGAAAGGGCCAGGAUCGGUGCAAUGUCGGUGAUGGAAGCCUCAACAGUAACCAUGGCAAUAACAGUAAGCAAGAAAACAACAGUGACCACAGUAACAACGGUAACCAUAGCAACAGCAGCAACGACCUCAAUUCUGAAGAGAAACACCGGAGUUCAGAGAAAAACAACCCAAGGUGUGCUUUUUGUAUUUUUGUGGGUGAUUCCCGUAUUUGGUUAAUGGUUUCAAACACCAAGCCAAGCAACUGGACCACACUUUCACAAGACAACCGUCACUCAAUCUGGUAUUUAGAAGAAGGCAAAAAAGCUGAUGGCAAUCCUGAAGAUUAUUUGGUAAAAGCUGACAGCAUGACUAUCUAUGUUCAACUUGAGUGA